Molecule: messenger RNA, 2660 nt
Organism: Sebastes umbrosus (honeycomb rockfish)
Lineage: Eukaryota; Metazoa; Chordata; Actinopteri; Perciformes; Sebastidae
Exons: 10
Coding region: 162-1550 (462 amino acids)
Biological process (GO): synaptic transmission, glutamatergic; monoatomic ion transport; modulation of chemical synaptic transmission
Cellular component (GO): postsynaptic membrane; AMPA glutamate receptor complex; plasma membrane
Molecular function (GO): AMPA glutamate receptor activity; transmitter-gated monoatomic ion channel activity involved in regulation of postsynaptic membrane potential
Source: RefSeq, a predicted model, not a curated record
CCCCAUAUAAAGCCCCACUACAGUCCUGUGCAACACAACCCUCCCCAUUGACCACUUGCAAGACUUGUGAUUUUCUUACACAUUUUCCUGGAGUCAUCCUUCACACAAAGGUCAAGGUUUUAAUUCACACCGCACCUGACGUAACUGAGGGUCGUGGCAACAUGACAGGCUGCUUGGCUUUGGUCUUCUGUGUGGCAGCCCUGACUGCAUGGAGAGGCACUGCAGAUGCCAAGGAGUUAUCCAUCACCACUAUAAAGCAAGAACCGUACACCAUGAGCAGAGGCUCUGGGUUCGAGGGCUACUGCAUUGAUCUGCUCUCUGAGCUCUCCAAGAAGCUGGGCUUCAAGUACAAAGUGCACCUGGUGAAGGACAACCGCUACGGAGCCAUGGACUCCAGCGGCAAAUGGAGCGGCAUGAUUGGUGAAAUAAUCAGAGGGGAGGCUGACCUGGCAGUGGCUCCGCUGACCCUCACCGCCGUCAGAGAGCAGUUUGUGGAUAUGUCCACCCCCUUCAUGCAAACAGGAAUCAGCUUCCUCAUGCGCAAAGACAUGGCCUCUGAAGAGAGCAGCUUCAGCCUGCUGUCACCUUUCUCCACCGACAUGUGGGUUGGCAUCCUCAUUGCGUUCCUGCUAACAGGUCUCUGCAUAUUCCUGAUAGGCAGGAUCAGUCCCACUGAAUGGGCUGAGCCAGACACAGAGGAGCACAGCUUCACGUUGGUGCACAGCUUCUGGUACAUCACAGGAGCUCUGACCCUGCAAGGUGCUGGUCCUCAUCCCAAAGCCCUGUCUGGACGUGUAGUCAGCGCCAUCUGGUGGCUGUUCGCUGUACUGCUUCUGGCCAGCUACUUUGGCAACUUCAACUUCAUCAUGUCACACUCCAACAGCAAACACGCAUCCGUCAAGAGUUUCGAAGACCUCGCUAACCAGGAUGUGAUCGAUUAUGGAACAGUCGACGCUGGAUCCACCAUGUUUUUCUUUAAGAAUUCCAACAACCCCAUUUACCGGCGUAUCUACGAGCACAUGGAGCGUAAGAAGAGCUACGUGUCCAGCCAAGAGGAGGGUGUUCGCCGUGCCAAGGAGGGAAACUUUGCCUUCAUCGGUGAAGCCGUGUCCUUGGACUUGGCAGUGGCUCGCGACUGUAAAUUGUGCCGUUCAGAUGAAUCCAUCUCUAUGAGAGCCUACAGCAUCGCAGCCCCUCUGGAUUCCCCACUGGUCAAAAACCUAACCAUGGCCAUCCUCCAGCUCAGUGAGUCCGGUGAGCUGACUUAUCUGCGGAACAAGUGGUGGGCCAGCAGCUGCGUGGACGCUGACAGGGACCAUGCCUCCGAGGGCCUGCAGCCCCACGACUUGCGGGGCCUCUUCCUCCUCCUGGGCCUGGGACUGGGUGUCGGGCUCCUCCUGGCCCUGCUGGAGCUCGUAUCCAGGGCCCGCAGCCAAGCUAAGGAUUGCAAGAAAUCAUGCUGCUCGGUGUUGACAUCAGAGCUAAGCCGGCGAUUCGGCAGCAAAGCGGAGAGUGCAGAGCAAGACGACUCAGACAAAAGCAAAGCCUAAAAGAAAAGUUAUCGUGUCAGUCAGAUUACAAAAAGCUGAGCGCCUCAGUCCUGUUCCAUCAAACCCACUAUAGCUUCCUGUGUUUCCGUAGUAACGGCUAUGUGUUGUGUGGUCGGUCAGCGUGUUUCGUACUCUUCCAGAAAAGCUCGACUAGCAGAUACUGUACAGCAUAUUAACACAAACCAAGGAUCUUAGAGCUUGAAACUGCAAAUACUAAUCACUCUGAUUUGUUGACUGUACAAUGUUGUUGCAUGUUAUCAGAUAUCCAUAUCCCACUCACCUACUAACUUGUGUAUAUUCCUUGUUGAACUAGAAUAGUUUUAUAAAAGUUUUGCUUAGAUAUUCCAAAUAAAUCCCCAAUAUCCCAAAUUUCAAAAUCAACAAUGCAACUUUAUUGUUCAUGGUGGAAGUUUGUUUUUGAAUACAUAGCAGACCAAAACUUUAUCAAAACAUGUAACAUUAGAGACAACAAUAUAAAAGACAACAAACAAGCUCUACUGAUAAGCAAACUAUGAAGUGUAUUCCAGAAAAGUAGUAAAAGCCCUCAGAUUACUGCCCUUAUCAAUAUGUUUAUAUUUAUAAUGGAUUAAAUAACUGUGUAACGUAAAAGGUGUCACAGAAGGAUCACCAAUACUACUGUUCACCGCACCUCUACAAAGCUUUUUAGCAUCUUUUAGCUCAUUGUUUUGCUUUUGCUGCCACAAAAUACACUUCAUCGACCAGCUCUGAUAAACACACUGUACACUAACUGUGUUGGGUGUUUGGUGCUGGGCAGGUAGAGACUAGCUGGUAGGGGUAUAACGCAAAGCUGUCUGUGUCUGUUAAUGUUGCAACAAUAUCUGUAUUCGUAUGAUAGCUGAAGUGGGCGUCUAGUGUCAACAAAAUAGUGUAAUGACAAUUAAUGUAAUAGAUUUUUUUUAACCAUGUACCUGAAUUCACAAAUAAUAACACACACACAUGCAAGGUUAGUUGAGAAAUAUGAGUGAGAAUUGUAUUGGGCAAUAGGCCUAUAGUAUGAUUAUCUUUAAAAACUGGAUAGGAGGAGGCCCAGAUGAAUGUAAAAGUUGGUCUGAAGUGUCUAUGAUUAAAAAAGAAUAUUGACAAAAAUAA